UAUAGAAGGAAGGUCAAUUCAAACAGAUAAACAAUGAAUCGUCUCUCUUGUUUUCUGUUUGUUAUUGGAUUGUGCGUAGGAUGUAGUGACGCAAAAUUUAAAUGGAAUGAGAAAAACUCUGUAUUUUUCAAGAAUUCCCUUGGUCACAACAAUGUCUUGAAGAUUCAUUGCAUAUCAAAUGAUGACAAUUUAGGCUUCCAUUUUUUGCGUACGGGAGAAACCUACGAUUUUAGUUUCCAUGAUAGUGUUACGGGAACAGAAUUUUUUUGUGACUUAUGGCAAGGACCUAAUUUCAAGUUUCAUGCAUCAGUUAUGGCAUAUGAAGGUGGUGGUAUCAUAGUUCAUUAUGGUAAAAAAAACUUUUGGGAUGCUAGAGAAGAUGGAAUCUAUUUCACACAUGGCAAACAAAUGCCUAAGUUAGAGUACAAGUGGAAAUAA
Camelina sativa (false flax) is the source of this 438-nucleotide messenger RNA. The record is from RefSeq and is a predicted model, not a curated record. Lineage: Eukaryota; Viridiplantae; Streptophyta; Magnoliopsida; Brassicales; Brassicaceae.